Conger conger (European conger) is the source of this 3292-nucleotide messenger RNA. It is a transcript of the gene rilp, whose product is annotated as Rab interacting lysosomal protein. Gene Ontology annotation, molecular function: protein dimerization activity. Bases 463 to 1797 code for a protein of 444 amino acids. Gene Ontology annotation, cellular component: cytoplasm; ciliary basal body. Gene Ontology annotation, biological process: cilium assembly. The record is from RefSeq and is a predicted model, not a curated record. The transcript has 8 exons. NCBI's taxonomy places the organism in Eukaryota, Metazoa, Chordata, Actinopteri, Anguilliformes, Congridae.
GAGCACUGGCAAAGUACACUCGCCCGUCAUUGGUCAGCAGCGAAGGAGGACUCUAUCAUGGAAACGAGCGAAUGUAAUACAUUAUGCGUAUCCACUAAAAGCCCCGUUUUGUGAAGUAUCUGAGCACGUUUAUCUUAGGUUUCUGCUUGCUCGCCAACAUUUCAGAGGUACGUUUUUCGUAGUUACGACCAGAACCGUCCAAGUUCGAGUUCGAUUACAGCAGUCCGUCAAUGUUAAGUGACGUAGGUAACAGCCUACUCUGUUUACAUAUAACGUGUUAAAACUGGUUUUGAAUCAUUCGUUUUGGUUGUAUCCGGAGGAAAAUACAUUUGGUGUCUUGAUAGCUUGCUAGUUCAUACUGAAAUCUGAAAUGAAAGCGCGUUGCAUCGCCUCAGUGGAAUUGGCGACUGACAGAUCACGCAGAGAACAGCAUUUUUAGCUACGUGGGUUUUAUACUGUUUUAUGCGCGCGCUUGCUAAAGGUACAGCGAUGAACACUAGUGUGAGAAACAUGGAAGCAAAACUAGACGCUAAGAAGCCAGACGCCUGUUUAGAACAGACAUUUACAGCCCUGACCGUGGACGAUGUGUAUGAAAUAGCCAAACUAAUCGGGUCCGAGGUAGAAAAGCUCAUUGAUAGCUUUGGCAAAGAGAGCGUUGAGGGCUUGGUGCCUAAAAUAGUAAAAGUUUUGGAGCUUCUGGAGAGUUUCUCUGCUAGGAACCAAGUGUACAGCUCCAAAGAAGAGGAGAUUUUAAAAGCUUUCGAGGCUCUCCAGAUACAGAAUCAAAAGAAGAGGAGCGUGAAAGAAUCUGAGGACAACCGCAACAAUAACGAAAUAAGGGACCUCCAGCAGAAGGAGCAGAAAUGGAGGAAGAGGUCAGAGGGCCUGGAGGCCCAAAUACUGGAGCUGCAGGAGGAGAACCAGGAACUGCUCAAUCAACUGAGGAGCCACAGCAAGGGAGGCCAGGUGCAGCAGCAGGAGCGGGAGGUGAUGCUGAAGCUAAAGGAGGUGGUGGACAGACAGAGAGACGAAAUCAGAGCAAAAGUGCUGGAGAUCAGCAGCGUUUCUAAAGAGGUGGAGGCGUUGCAGGAGCAGCUGGAGCGGUUCAUGAAGAUGAACGGUGAGUUGCGGCACAAGCAGAGCGUCACUCAGGCCCAGGUGAAGAGCGCUGUGGAGCGGAAGGCUGACCUGGAGGCCGACCUGCGCCACAAAGAGAAAGAGAUCCAGAGACUGAGCUCCCAGCUGGAGACACUCCGCACAGCACAGCAGGGUAGCUCUCGAGGGGUGGAGGUGGACCUUACCGACAAGCUGAUCAUCGACCUGAAGGACCCCAAUCGACCCUGUUUCACCAAACAGGAAGUCAGGGACAUGCUGUACGAGAGGAACGAGCUGAAGGCCAACCUCUUCCUGGUGCAGGAGGAGCUGGCGUACUACCAGAGGGAGAUCCUGAAUGACGAGCGCUGUCCUGGGUUCCUGCUGGAUGCUGUCCGCUCCGCCAUUAAGAAGCAGAGGACCGUGAUUAAGGCCAAGAUGCUGGGCAUUCCUGAGCAUCAGUGCCGCAGUGACGAGGAGGUGAAGGGGCCUCUCUUUGAGAACAAAGAUACCUGUGACGGCGACUGUGUGGAUGGGAAACCCGCCGACUCCCGCAUCAGAAACCUGUUUGGGUUCCUGACCCGGUCGGGAAGUGGAACGAGCUCCAGCCAUCAGAACACCCCGCCGGGCUCAGCCUGGGAGAUCCUCACACCUGAAGAGGAGGGCCCCCCCCCUGAGGAAGCCGAGCCCCAGCGCUCCCCCUGACCCCCCGCCGUGCCUCCCGCGGCAGGACCACACACGGACCACAGGGCAGCCCGCUGCCCCCUGGGAAAACUGACUGUGAACCAUACCAGCUCUACAAGUUUUAUCGUCUUAAUACAAUUAUAUGGAAAACGAUUUCAUUACGUACCUGGUAUUUUAUAUAUAACAUAAUAAGUGUUAUAGUUGGCUUUUAUAGAACUUCCAGAAGAAAGACUUUUUAUAUACCCAUGAACCAAAGAUACCGAGGUGUGUUUUUUUUAUAACCGAAGGGGAACGUACGCUUAUAAGCCCCCAGGGGGCACCUUCAGACUCACACGUGGUUUCAAACCAUUUGAAUCAAUAAGCCGGUGAAAUAACAAAAAUAAUUUGUUGAAACUUUGAGCUGCUUAAAAUCCAGAUAAGUGGAUUUUUUUUAUUCUGCAGUUUUCUAUGUAGAUAAUAAAGCGAGCAGAGUCAAUUGUACCCACAGAGGGAACUCCCAGCAUGCCUUGUAAUUUGGGGCUGCUUGGGUUGACGGGUGCGGGUGUGCUGGUUCUGUGCUGGUUCUGUGCACGGGUUGGGCCCUGGGACCCAGCUGGUCAGCCCACUGCCUCCAGAGUGUCUUAAUUUAAUGUUUUUGGGAGAUUUUUAUGAAGCUGCAUUUUUUGCGAUACUGACGUGCAUGAGGAGGCAGUGGCUGAGCCAGUGAGGGGGAGGAGGGCGGACACUUCCUCUUUCAGUGACGCUCCUGAACAGGCUGGUGGUGGUUGUUCAGCGUUAAAGCAGCCAGUCUAAAUUUAGUUCACCUACUAGAAACCCAUUGCUGUUUUACUGUAGUGUGCUCCUCUUAGGGACAUUUAACAUUAAAUCAUUGUCAUUUAAUUUGUUUACUUCACAUAAAAUAACAAUAAUUUUGUUGUGAUGAGAAUGACGUAGUGUACCUGAAUUACUGUUGCUGCCAUAUUAGAUGCAAUCAUUCUGUCCCUCAGUUUGUAUCUCACUGGACACUGCAAGUGAUGUCAUCAGCCAGUCUGUCAUGUGUGAUGUCAUCGGCUGCUCUGUCGUGUGUGUGAUAACACAAGCAGUAUUUGGGUGUGCCUAAGAAUCUUGAGUUUGGAGGGAUAAGGUGGGAAAUGGAGGGAAAGACUGCCCUUCCUGCCUCCCCAUGCCCCCCUCACACACACACAUGCACACAAACACACACACAUACACACAAACACACACACUCAUAUACACUCACACACACACGCACACUCACACACACACACUCACUCACACACACACACACACACUCACACACACGCACGCACACACAGCAGGCACCUUCAUGUGAAAUAAAAGGAAGCAGGACAGUGACUCUCCCUGCCCCCCACUACCUAACUGUGAUUACUGAAAUCCUCCAGUGGAUCACCUCUCCAUUCAGAAAUGUUUUAUUUUUGUAUGCAUGCUAAAGUGAUCUAUUUUUAAUGGGAAGAGAUGUAUGUUAUUGUGUGAAAUCCAAAUAAAUAUUUUGAACAAA